AUGUCCAUGUCACCCACGGUCGUCAUCCUGGCAUGUCUUGGGUUCUUCUUGGACCAGAGCGUGUGGGCACACGUGGGUGGUCAGGACAAGCCCUUCUGCUCUGCCUGGCCCAGCGCUGUGGUGCCUCAAGGAGGACACGUGACUCUUCGGUGUCACUAUCGUCGUGGGUUUAACAUCUUCACGCUGUACAAGAAAGAUGGGGUCCCUGUCCCUGAGCUCUACAACAGAAUAUUCUGGAACAGUUUCCUCAUUAGCCCUGUGACCCCAGCACACGCAGGGACCUACAGAUGUCGAGGUUUUCACCCGCACUCCCCCACUGAGUGGUCGGCACCCAGCAACCCCCUGGUGAUCAUGGUCACAGGUCUAUAUGAGAAACCUUCACUCACAGCCCGGCGGGGCCCCACAGUUCGCACAGGAGAGAACGUGACCUUGUCCUGCAGCUCCCGGAGCUCCUUUGACAUCUACCAUCUAUCCAGGGAGGGGGAGGCCCAUGAACUUAGGCUCCCUGCAGUGCCCAGCAUCAAUGGAACAUUCCAGGCCGACUUCCCUCUGGGUCCUGCCACCCACGGAGAGACCUACAGAUGCUUUGGCUCUUUCCAUGAAUCUCCCUACGAGUGGUCAAACUCGAGUGACCCACUGCUUGUUUCUGUCACAGGAAACCCUUCUAGUAGUUGGCCUUCACCCACUGAACCAAGCUUCAAAACUGGUAUCGCCAGACACCUGCAUGCUGUGAUUAGGUACUCAGUGGCCAUCAUCCUCUUCAUCCUCCUCCUCUUCUUUCUCCUUCAUCGCUGGUGCUCCAAAAAAAAAAAUGCUGCUGUAAUGAACCAAGAGCCUGCGGGACACAGAACAGUGAACAGGGAGGACUCUGAUGAACAAGACCCUCAGGAGGUGACAUGUGCACAGUUGGAUCACUGUGUUUUCACACAGAGAAAAAUCACUGGCCCUUCUCAGAGGACCAAGAGACCCUCAACAGAUACCAGCGUGUAUAUAGAACUUCCAAAUGCUGAGCCCAGAGCAUUGUCUCCUGCCCACAAGCACCACAGUCAGGCCUUGAUGGGAUCUUCUAGGGAGACAACAGCCCUGUCUCAAACCCAGCUUGCCAGCUCCAAUGUACCAGCAGCUGGAAUCUGA
This is a messenger RNA of Pan troglodytes (chimpanzee), 1134 nucleotides long. It is a transcript of the gene KIR2DL4, whose product is annotated as killer cell immunoglobulin like receptor, two Ig domains and long cytoplasmic tail 4. Gene Ontology annotation, biological process: immune response-regulating signaling pathway. Gene Ontology annotation, cellular component: plasma membrane. The record is from RefSeq and is marked provisional. NCBI's taxonomy places the organism in Eukaryota, Metazoa, Chordata, Mammalia, Primates, Hominidae.